Messenger RNA from Budorcas taxicolor (takin), 801 nucleotides. RefSeq names its product chromosome 18 C16orf78 homolog (gene C18H16orf78). The coding region runs from base 1 to 801 and encodes 266 amino acids. NCBI's taxonomy places the organism in Eukaryota, Metazoa, Chordata, Mammalia, Artiodactyla, Bovidae. The transcript is spliced from 6 exons. The record is from RefSeq and is a predicted model, not a curated record.
AUGACAGAGAAGUCAGAGGACCUGAAGAACUCCAUGCCCACAGAGAGGAAGCUCGUGUGGAGGACGGCCGAGGAGAGGCGGAUGUCAGACCUGACUCGAGUGUUGGAGUGGCUGGAACGGAGGCAGGGGAAGAAGAAGCAAGCUCUCCAGAAGAACAAACCCAAGGUGGUGAUAGGCUUGGCAGAACCUGUGAAGGAAGAAAAGAAAACCAAAAGUGCCCUAAAACAUCAGGGAGCCCGCCGCAAGAGCCAAGGGAACCAACAGGCCUCAGGGCAAAACUCCUCCAGGGAGGACGAAACCUCUGCCCUGUACCGAAGGCUCUACAGAGUGGAAGCAAAGGGAAAACGCCUCAGCAGCCUGACCCCGAGCACCAACUCCAAGGACACACCCAGGAAAUCCGACUUAGACAUCAAAGAUGCGGUCGCUCAAGAGUCCACUCAGCGCCCAAUGCCAUACCGUCGACAAAGCGUCGUCGAACCCGUAUUACAGGACACUGCCUUUGCCCAACGGAAGUCAACCGUCUUGAGAGAGUGGGGGGGCAGGAUGCCUGAUGCCUCUUAUGAGCGUAAGCUGAAAAGCCUCAUGGACAAGGGCACGGAGCCCAGGAUGGAGAUGAUGAAGAUGUUGAAGCCGGAAGAGGUGCUGAGCUGCCGAUACCUGAGGUUAUCCAAGAACAACAUUCGAACCUUGCUCAAGCUGUGCAAGGAUGCGGGAAUGAACGUGGACAUCCACCCCCACAUGAUAGAAGGAGAGAUAGACGCUAAAAAGGUGUUCAACCAAAACAUCAGUGUAGCCCUCUAA